Molecule: messenger RNA, 1086 nt
Organism: Hibiscus syriacus
Lineage: Eukaryota; Viridiplantae; Streptophyta; Magnoliopsida; Malvales; Malvaceae
Product: MADS-box transcription factor 23-like
Exons: 9
Coding region: 66-734 (222 amino acids)
Biological process (GO): positive regulation of transcription by RNA polymerase II
Cellular component (GO): nucleus
Molecular function (GO): RNA polymerase II cis-regulatory region sequence-specific DNA binding; protein dimerization activity; DNA-binding transcription factor activity, RNA polymerase II-specific
Source: RefSeq, a predicted model, not a curated record
UAUUAAUUUGGUGGAGAAAGCGGAGAUUAGCGUCUUCCCUGUUUGACUCUUCUCAAAGAGAGAGGAUGGGAAGAGGGAAGAUAGUGAUCAGACGAAUAGAUAAUUCGACGAGCAGGCAAGUGACUUUCUCAAAGAGAAGGAGUGGGCUGUUGAAGAAAGCAAGGGAAUUAUCAAUACUCUGCGACGCCGAUGUCGGAUUGAUCAUCUUCUCCAGCAUCGGCAAGCUCUACGAUUAUGCCAGCUCCAGCAUGAAAUCUGUUAUUGAACGCUACAACAUGGUUAAAGAACAUCAUCAAUUACUGAUUCCUGAUUCGCAACUCAAGUUUUGGCAAAGUGAGGCAGCAAGCUUGAGGCAACAACUACAUUACUUGCAAGAAUAUCACAGGCAACUGAUGGGAGAAGAACUAUCUGGUUUAAGUGUUAAAGAUCUACAGAAUCUGGAAAACCAACUAGAAAUGAGUUUGAAAGGUAUCCGCACAAAAAAGGACCAAAUACUAACAGAUGAAAUCAAAGAGCUAAACCACAAGGGACACCUCAUUCAUCAGGAGAAUCUAGAACUGUAUAAGAAAGUAAACCUCAUGCACCAAGAAAAUAUUGAACUUCAGAAGGUUUAUGGAACAAGGGAAGCAAAUGAAGCUAGAAGAAGCUCCCAACCAAGUCAUACUUUCAACAAUCGGUAUGAUUUGCAUGCACCUGUUCGUCUGCAAUUAAGCCAGCCCCAGCAAAACCAUUGAAGUUGGGAUUACAACUGCAUUAGCAAACAACUGUGGACAGACAUUAUCAGUACGCUAUCAAAAACUUGCCCAUGGUUAACAAAAAGCUUCUACCAGUGAGCUAUUAGAUACAGUAUGUGCAGCAUGAUAUUGGAGAGAGAAAUAGAGCACUUGCUGUAAAAUGAACAGGGAAACAAGUUUUCCGAUAACAACACACAAUAAGUAGAAUGCACUGUUUUUGUCUGAUUUUUUUCUCAGCUGCCUGGUAAACUUAUUGUGUUCAACCAAAUUUACUUACUGUUGCAAAUUGGUAAUAGUGUACAAGUGAUCGCAGAUCAGGAUCCUAAAGGUACUAAACACCAAGUACAUACAA